AUGGUGGACGGGCCGACGUGUCCGGUUGAAUGGAGCAUCUAUACGGUUCCAACACCUUUAGUGCUUGGACUUCUAAUGACAUAUCAUGUGUUUUGGCUUUGUAAACCAUCAGAAAACCUCUGUGUAAAAUCUGUGUGUUCAUCAGGUGUGUUUGGUGAUUCAGUGUCAGUGAUGGAGGGAGAUUCUGUUACUCUAAACACUGGUGUUACUGAAAUACAAGAAUAUGAAGAUAUACUGUGGAAAUAUGGAGCUGAAAAGUCUCUCAUAGCUAAAAUUAAUAAAAAGAAGCAAACCGUCUCCACAUAUGAUAAUGUUCCUGAUGGGAGAUUCAGAGACAGGCUGAAGCUGGACGAUCAAACUGGAUCUCUGACCAUCACACACACCACAACUGAACAUACUGGAGUUUAUCAACUAGAGAUAACUGGAGCGACAAUAACAUCAAAAACAUUCAAUGUUUCUGUCUAUGCUCGUCUGCCUGUUCCUGUCAUCAUCAGUAACUCUUCACAAUGUUCUUCAUCAUCAUCAUCAUGUUCAUUGGUGUGUUCAUCAGUGUUGAAUGUGUGUGAUGUGACUCUCUCCUGGUACGCAGGAAUGAGUGUAUUGUCCAGCAUCAGUGUGUGUGAUCUCAGCAUCAGUCUCUCUCUACCUCUGGAGGUGGAAUAUCAGGAUAAAAACACCUACAGCUGUGUGCUGAACAAUCCCAUCAGCAACCAGACCACACAUCUGGACAUCAACACACUCUGCCACACAUGUGCAGGUACAGCAGCACUGAUGAUAUAUGUGUUUCCUCCAGUCUCAGUGUCUCUGAUAGUGUUGAUCUCUGCUGGAUCUCUGAUGAUUGUUGCUGGAUUUUGGAUCUUCUGGAUCUGCUGGAAACACAGAGAAACUGAUCGAGAAGUUCAGAUUCGUGAAGAUGAGAAAACUUCUGUUGUUAUGUCACUUCAUCCAUCGUUCUAUGAAAGAAACACACAAACAUCGAGCGCUGAAGAGGAGAGUCACGUGGAGUAUGUGUCUGUCAGCAGGAGAAGAUGA
Molecule: messenger RNA, 1032 nt
Organism: Rhinichthys klamathensis goyatoka
Lineage: Eukaryota; Metazoa; Chordata; Actinopteri; Cypriniformes; Leuciscidae
Product: SLAM family member 9-like
Exons: 6
Coding region: 1-1032 (343 amino acids)
Source: RefSeq, a predicted model, not a curated record